Molecule: messenger RNA, 837 nt
Organism: Prorocentrum cordatum
Lineage: Eukaryota; Dinophyceae; Prorocentrales; Prorocentraceae
Source: the annotation of a GenBank genome assembly
CUGGCGUUCCCGAAGAAGCAAUGUCCCAGGACAGGCCAGGACGAAGAGCUGGGCCUAGAAAAGAAGAGGGCGGUCCCGGCGGGUCGCGCGUGGAAAAAACAGACCCCGCACCUCCGGGGACGCGUUGCGCGCGGGGGGGUGCUCCGCAAAAACACGUGGAGAAUUCCACGGGGGUGCCCCGGAGGGCAGAAUGACGACGUCCUACCGCACGAGAGGUGGCCCACGAGGUACGGGGUAUUUUUUGCCACGCCAGCGGCGAAGCGUUCGACGUGGCCCGCGAGGUGUGUGGUAUGGCUCUCUGCAGAUGGGUAUAUGUUCACCAUCUGUCUCGGCAAGCUGCCGGGACGCAGAGUGCCAGGCGGGCGGCGUCGCCGGCUGAAUCUGUGGAAGAGAAGGCGGAGAAGACAGAGGAAGAGGAAGAAGGAGAGAGAGGGAGCGCCUGGAUGAAGUGCGUGUCCUUCUGGGCGCAGGCGUCGUGCACGAGCAGCGAGGUGCAGGCUGCCUUGUUCUGCUCCCCCUCCUCGUCGAAGGCGUGGUCCCCCCUCCUCCUUUGCUCAGAGGGGUGGGGGGUGUUCCGGUUAGAUGGUGCUCGGAGGCGGUCCGCGCAACUGCAUGCCCCGAAGGACCUCCAGCGCUAGCCGCCACUGGCGGCUCCUCCCCUGCGCGCUGAUGAGCGCGGUGCACUCGCGCAGGCCCCGCUCGGCACGGCGCGGCAGCAUCCAGCGGAGCUCCACGAAGGGGCUGCGGCAUGUCCUCCCGCAUGCCUCGGGCUUGCCGAAGGUCCUGGUCGGUGAGCAGCGACGCGUGGCCCGUCAGCAGCCAGGCAUCCACCUCGAG